This is a messenger RNA of Aspergillus calidoustus, 4685 nucleotides long. Lineage: Eukaryota; Fungi; Ascomycota; Eurotiomycetes; Eurotiales; Aspergillaceae. The record is from the annotation of a GenBank genome assembly.
AUGGAGGCAUCGCAAUUUCCGGCCCCGCUGCUGCAAGAGGAGCACGAAGCGGACUAUCGCGCUCGAGAGCUGUUCCAUUAUUUCCAGCCUGAUAACCCGGCCUUGCUGCCCGAUCACUCACCCUGUGAUACACCAGGUGCCUCGAGUAACCAGACAAAGUCCAGUCCCAACCUAGUCCUUACUGCUCUGGCGCAACUGGCUGCCAUCAAGGUAGGUGUCCAGCGUGCGAUUAUCAGUCUGAUUGACCGUGAAACGCUAUAUGUCGUGGCCGAGGCAUCGCGCUCGCUUAACCUUGGCGACAACAGCGUCUACGACAAUGAUGGCGAAGGGCUCUGGAUGGGUUGCUCGCGGGGUCCCGCGGCCGGAUCGUUGUGCGAGAAAACAAUCACACUCUAUCCGACGCCGCAAGACAGGUAUCCUCUCUUCACCGUGGAUGACCUCCAGCUUCACCCUAGAUACUGCCACAUUCCCUGCGUGUCCGGGUCCCCGUUUUUCCGUUUCUAUGCUGGAACGCCCCUCAUGACUAGCAAUGGCAUCAAUAUCGGAAGUUUAUAUGUCAUUGAUCCGUGUCCGAAUAUUGUCUUGACCGACUCUCACAAGGAAACUAUAGGCGUCACAGCGAGGGCUGUAAUGGAGUAUCUGGAAACGUCGCGUCGGUCGCUCGAGAGUGGUCGCCUGAGGAGGGUUCUUUCUGGCUUCAAUUCCUUUGUGCAAGACCAACGCCAAACCGAAUGUCAGAGCGAAUCUUCCUCGUUGAGUGUCGACAUGUCUGAUAGUGAUCAAUCAUCACCCCCCAGUACGCCUCCCCUUUCACCACCACAGGCGAAUGUCGGUCCUUGUUCGAAAGACACGAAAUCGAACGUUCCUACAGUGAGUCCGGUGCAGGGAAAGAGCUUGUCUAUAAGGGCCUUGGAUUUGCCCCGUCCAGAAAAACGGGGCAAUGUGGAUCCCGAACCUGUUGCUACACUAGCUGCUUCUCCAAUGCAUAAUAGACGUGAAGCCUUCCAGCGCGCUGCAGACACCAUGCGCCGGAGCUUGGGCUUAGGCGAGAACGGGGGCGUUGCGAUUUUCGCCCUCAAAGAAAGGCUCAGCGUCGACAUUGAUGACGAAGAAGAAUUGGAGGAGGAUCCCGACGUCGUACCGGGGAGCGCUGCUAGCGCUUGGGCAAUCUCAACCAAGCACAGCCAGACUUGGGUUGACGGAGACGCGCGGGACGCGAUACCCCCAAGGCAGAUGACUCGACGCUUCCUACAGCGGCUAAUGCGCCGUUUCUGUCAUGGCGCCCUGUGGUAUUUCCACCGUGACGGGACCGCUUUUUCCUCUGAUGAGGAGACGAAUCAACGUAGCACUGACAAGGUAACUCUCCAACCACCAGCUUUAUUGCAUCCCCGUGCCUCGGGUGCUUUGAGCGGCAAGGACACGGAUUUCCUACGGGCGUAUUUUCCAACUGCUACGCGGAUCAUCUUUGCCCCCUUGUGGGAUCCGUUGAAUUCUCGCUGGUUCGGCGGAUGUUUCUGUUGGAGUUCCGAGGAGACGCGAAUCUUUAGUCCUAAUGUUGAACUUGGCGGCGUGCUUGGGUUUUGUUCUUCGUUGAUGACGGAGGACAGUCGCAUUCGGAGUCAAGAAGCGGACAAUAAGAAGGCAGCUUUUAUCGGCAGUAUCUCCCAUGAACUUCGAAGCCCGCUGCACGGAAUCCUGGCUGCGGUCGAGUUUCUCGCUGAGCAGACAAUGCCCAACUCGGCAAUGCUGCUUCUAGACACUAUUCGCGCGUGCAGUCAGACUCUUUCAGAUGUGUUUGAACAAAUCCUAGAUUUCAGCAAAAUCAACUCGUUCAGAAGGAGAGGCCGUACGGACGGUUCGGUUAGCACGCAUCGAGAGACACGCUCUCUGUAUCUUCUAAAGGAGGUCGACAUUGUCACUAUUGUGGAAGACGCAAUCCAGAGUAUCUGCUCUGGGGCACAUCAUCUCAAUAUCACCCAAGCUAGCGAAACAUUAGGUAGUUCGACCUACGUUGACAUCUCUUUAGAUAUCGACAAGCACGACUGGACAUUCUCGCUGGACCCUGGGGCAUUGCGACGUAUUGUCAUGAAUGUUUUUGGCAACGCCCUCAAGUAUACCAGCCAAGGAUCCAUUCGUGUGAAGUUGGAGAUUGAGCCAAAGAACAAAACAGGCUCCCGUGAUGGCUAUGACACGGUGCUUCUAACCGUCUCUGAUACCGGACGAGGCAUAUCAAAGAACUAUCUCCGCCAUCACCUGUUCACCCCGUUUAUGCAGGAGAACCCUCUCUCGCCCGGCACGGGACUUGGUCUCUCCUUGGUCAACAGCAUCGUCCGUUCUCUCAAGGGCACCAUCAAGAUAAAGAGCCAGGUUGAGACAGGUACCGUGGUCAAAGUCGCGAUUCCGCUUAUGCGGCCGGAGAAACCCAACGGGAUACAUCAUGGAUCGCCAGGCAGCAAUCCCGAGGAUGUUUUUGAAAACGUAAGGAGAGCGCUGAAAUUGAAGACGGUUGCUUUCGUCGAGCCAGAAGACACAUCGACUCCCUCUCCCCGUUCCUUCCUUACCAUCACGAAAUAUCUCAAUCAGUGGUUUAACAUACCCGUUCGAAAGUGGUCGCCUAGGCUAUGCGCAGAUUUAGUGAUAGCCGAUGAGAACCAGCUGCAUCGCUUGCACGGCCUAACAGAGGAAACUCACCUCCUGAUCCUUCAUCGCGAAGGGCAUCGUUCUUACCAGAAGUCGACCGGGCAUCAUCAUAUCCGCGCACGCAUUGGAUGGUUGAGCCUUCCCUGUGGUCCAUACCGGUUGGCCAGAAUGAUUCAAGCUUGUCUACAGGCCCAGCCCCAACCUCUACCUGGACCUGUUCCAGGCGAAAGUGGCGAGAAAAUGGUAAAUGGUGCGCAUUCUAGCCAAAGCCACAAGAUGAGCCUCCCUCUACGUCCAGCGGGGCCGUCCCCGUUACCUUCCACCACAGAACCUAUCAUUCCAGUUUUAGCCCGCGAUUCAGAACCUGAGAAGAGCACUUCCGUAAAGAGGGAUAUACCGCAGCAGGACCCGGCUACAAGUAAUGAAUCUGGUACUCUGGCUUCUAGCGGAACAGAACCCCGCCGCGUCCUCCUUGUGGAGGAUAACCCAAUCAACAUGUUACUCCUGCAGCGGAUCAUCGAGCGCCAAGAACCCAUCGUCAUUCACAAGGCAGUAAACGGUAAGGAAGCAGUUGCUGCAGCUAGAGCCCUAGUCGAGGGUUAUCAUUACGUCUUCAUGGAUCUCUCAAUGCCUGUGAUGGACGGAUUCGAGGCAACAAGAGCAAUCCGUGCAAUCGAAGCUGAGCGGCAGGUUCUAUCCCCCGCUAAGAUCAUUGCGUUGACCGGGCUGGGUUCGAAUGAUGAUAUCACCAAGGCCUACGAAGCGGGCGUCGACGUCUUCGUCACGAAGCCUGUCUCGUUAAAGAAGGUGAUGCAGUUGGUUGAUCUGCCGAGGCCUACGGGGUGAAACGCCAUUGCAACGUCAUGGGACGAUCACUAAAAUUGCUCGUCCUAAUCCUUAUGCGAGGUAGUGGCUUGCUGUGCACUCUCGGGCCAGAGUAGGCUGCUCUGGCGGCCGCGUUCCGCUUAGCUGGUAUUUACAACGCACUGCUGAGCCCCUCUAGGCGUCUACUACCACGCUACUACCACGCUGUAUGACGCGAACGCCUUACCCGACGCAGGUAAAAAGGCCCUUCUCGCUUCAACCCUGCCAGUCUUCAUCCUACAGCUCGGAGAAACCAUGCAUCUUCAAUCACACCUCGAGAUCAUUUCCGCCCCCUCCCAACCUAUUGCAGCUACCUUCCCGAGGACAUCCCGCCAGAGCACCUCCUCCGCCCUCUUCAACCCAGCCUGGUCACACCAGAAGAACCCGCCUAGCACCUCCCGCGCCUGUUCCCACUCCCAUAGCCCGAGAGACCGCACCGACAGGGCCAGUUGCUCGACGAACCACGGGUACGAGGUAUAGCUCUGGCUCGCCAUCCCGCCGACGAAGAGGAUCCAGAAGAGGAGGUCGGGGGCGGUUGUGGUGAGAUGGUGUAAGACUGUGUUUGUAUCUGUGUUUAGAUCUAUGGUUAGAGCAGUCUCCGGAUCUCUGUUUCGGUCUAUUUCUGCGUCAGGAAGAGUGGCGCAGAGGCCUUCCUUUAGAUAUCGCGUCGUAUACUCCAUCGCCGGGAAGGGCUGCAGAUGCCACAUUCUGGUUGUGAGGAACGUGAGGAGCGUGAGACGGAGCGGUUCGUUGAGCGGGCUGUUUCUUGGAUUUAUGCCUAGGCUCCUGCUCAUCUCGGCCUCGGCCUCGGCCUCGUCCUCUGCCGUUGUGAUGACGCGCUCCGCAGUCGUGUACCGCGUAUCCAAGAGCUGAUGCUCGAAGAGAAUAUACAAAUCAUUAUCCGUAUCCAUGACAAGCUCCGGCGCCAGAACCGCCGACUCGUAGUAAACGAGCAGUCUCAAGAAAACCCGUAGGAAAGUCUUCAUGCUCGACGCGAGACCAGGAUACCACGGUGCCUUGAAAAACGAGGUCCCCAGUGUACCCAGGUGCCUCGGGGUCGUGAGCUUGAGUUCGUGCGCAGGCUGUCCCCGUGCUUGUCCCUGUCCCUGUCCUGCGCUCGUUUCGAACUGGUACAGCUUUGCGUGUUGCAGGAUGGCGUUGCGCCAUUUGGGGAAGAUGGG